UAUUAACAUAGACAGUGCCUUUGUAUGAAAAUGUGAGUAUAAAGGACGUGAAAAGAAUUGCGUUCGUCUCAAUAUUUCUGUCCUGUCAUCACACCAUCUCAUCCCAUCAUCAUUGCAACAUCCCACCGGGCCAAUCGCACAACUCUAUCUCAUAACCUACAUCACAACACAAACGUUGAAAGUUUACAACAUACAUCAAAAUGCGUUUCCAGAUCACCUUCGUUGUUCUUGCUACCUACGCCGCCUCUGUCAUGGCUGGAGCCUGCGAGGAUUGCCAGAGGACUUGCCCCAAGCCCAGUGAGGCCGAGUGCAACACUUUCUGUGCUCCCACCUGCAACGGAAAGCGAUUCGUCGCAUAAGUGGCGCCUUGCACAUGAUUCUGGGGAGGUUAGACAGAAGAUAGUAUUUUAGUAAAAUACGCACACCUCACUUUCAAACGGGACUUUUGGUGACGUAUAGUGUCGUGAGGACUAUUGCGGGUUUUGUCAGGGCGCUUCGCUGGCAAACAGUGACUGCGUGCGUGAUUACAUCUACCCAAAAAAACAAGCGACC
Messenger RNA from Colletotrichum navitas, 552 nucleotides. RefSeq names its product EC11 protein. The coding region runs from base 201 to 359 and encodes 52 amino acids. The record is from RefSeq and is a predicted model, not a curated record. NCBI's taxonomy places the organism in Eukaryota, Fungi, Ascomycota, Sordariomycetes, Glomerellales, Glomerellaceae. The transcript has 2 exons.